This is a messenger RNA of Moneuplotes crassus, 945 nucleotides long. Lineage: Eukaryota; Ciliophora; Spirotrichea; Euplotida; Euplotidae. The record is from the annotation of a GenBank genome assembly.
UAAAAAUUACUUAUGGUAUCACAAAAGACAAAGAAAACUGUAGAUAACAAGCCGAAAGAUAAGGAACAGAGUUCAGAUACAACACCAAAAAGCAAAGAUAAAAGAGCUUCCAAAGUCAUGAACAAGGAAGGUUCCAAGUCCUCCAACGGUGCAACAAAAAGAUCAAAUUCCCAAUCAACUUCCAAAAGCAUAAAAGAGAAGCUGCCUUCGAAUGCUUCUCAAAGUCUCAAGAAGUUCAAGACUCAAGAGCAAGAUGUGCAAGAGGUUGAAGAGCAAUCAGCAAAGUCUAAGGAGUCUAAGAAGUCUCAAAAGUCUAAAGAGUCUAAGAAAUCUCAAAAAUCACAGAAGUCUAAGAAAGGAGAAGAAUCCAAAAAGACAAAGACAGCACAAAAGCCAAACAAGAAAGAAUCCCACAAGAGAAAGAUGACUAAGAAGCAGGAGGAGGAGCAUGAGGAUGAUGACGAAUCCUGCACUCAAAGCUCAGAGCAGAAAUCAGAGAGCAAUGAUCUCGAUGAGAAGUCUGCAUCUUCUUCAGAACAAUCUGCUGAAAAUGAUGAAGAGGAUGAUGAAAAUGAGGCUCAAAGUGGAGCAGGUACUUCUUCAUUUUACAGUAUGAUCAUGAAUUCUGUUGAAAAAGAAACAGUUGCCAAAGCUGGAGAAUGUUCACUCAAAAACCCUCAGAUCAAGGCUCUUCUUAGAAAGCUUAAAGACAAGAACAAGAAGAGAAUCUACAAAGACCUCAUAAAGUCUUUUAACGAAGAUCAGAAAGCCCUACAAGACGCCAUCUUCAGAACCUACGAAGAGGUGUUCCGCUACGGCCUCCCUGACGAAAGCUACCUACACUACAUCGACAUGAAAAUCAACCACAAAGAGACCUAAACAAACGACCCCACUAUAACAAGCACAACCCCAUAAGCACUCAGCAGCAUAAAACAAUCCCUACAC